Messenger RNA from Fomitopsis serialis, 1636 nucleotides. RefSeq lists its product as uncharacterized. Lineage: Eukaryota; Fungi; Basidiomycota; Agaricomycetes; Polyporales; Fomitopsidaceae. The transcript is spliced from 4 exons. The record is from RefSeq and is a predicted model, not a curated record. Bases 317 to 1531 code for a protein of 404 amino acids.
GCGUCGCGCCACCAUUUGGGCAGUCGCGCUCAUCUCAGGACCAUUCCUGAGCUCGAAUCGCCAGCGGGUAACCCGGAGACGUCGACUGCCAGGCCCAGUACUGCGAACAACGGUACAACGUUCCACCAAAAAGGGCCUUUCCUGAGAGCAGAUUCAGCGUAACCGUCACACUCUGCAGGGCUACCGCAUUGGGUACCGCGAGUCCCUUCGCAUAUUCUGGUAUGGCUAUCCCAAUUAGCAUCGUACAGGAUUGUACAGGAUUGUACGAGCUAACAACGCAUGAUGUUGUACGGGUUUGGAACAGCAAUACAGAAGCAUGUCUUCUUCGCAGAGGGACCUCCGACCCCGAAAGACACAGCCGACUUCUGAGGCGCUUUCCAAGUGUCAAGCGAACCAGGCAUGCACGACCGAAGCAACCUGCGAAGAGCAAGUCAAGUCACUGCCACUCGAACUGAUAUCCCUCAUUCUCGAGAACCUCGACUCUCCGCGCACGCUCGCUGCCGCGAGUCGUGCCUGCCGUGCUGUUCAAUUCGAGGCCGAGCGUCUAUUGUACCGAGAAGUCCAUAUGGAACGCAUUCGGCACGUUCGCAGUUUGCAUCAGGCUCUCACCAAGUCAUCCAGACGGGCAUUCUUCGUAAAUGCAUUACGGGUUGAAAUGACUAGAGGCCUCAGUCCAGUGUUUCCGCUGGUGAACGACAUACUCCCUUUGCUCACGAACCUCGCGCACCUGGAAAUCAAACGAUAUGACUAUGGCAUUUACAAGAUCGUGCUGCGUACACUCGCAAAGUGCACAUUUAGACUCAGGUCACUCGAAAGCUGGACAGUCAAGGAUAGCGACUUCGUCCAAUUCCUCCGACAGCAGACUGGUCUAGAAUCACUCAGCCUACACAGGCACGACUCAUUUGACUGGGAGAUAUCACAAGAAGCCCUCCCACACCUCAAAUACGUGCAGACAUCUCAAAGGUUAUUCGUGCAGCACAUACGAGGCCCUCACGCGAUCACACACCUCGAUCUCUCCAUGUGCGAGUUGAGCGGCCAGACGUUCGCUGAGACCUUUCGAGCUGUGCGGCACCGGCUGGUCAGUGUCAAGUGCACACGGCAUGGUGAAAGGCGACUUCGAAGACCAUUCUGGUCUGUCAUAUCGCACGUACUCGGUUGCGGGCCCAUGCCCCACCUUAAGUAUCUCGAGGUGAUGGACCAUCGAUCUAGUGAUUCCAGCUUCCGGCCAUUCAUGGACGGUCGUUGGCGUCUGCGUGGGUCGGCCAUCGCGUUGGAAACAUUUGUUUGGUCUUCAAUGUACUGCCGCGAAGACUUCGACAAUGCUCCCCACACUGUACGCGGCCGGCGGGCCUAUCUCCGUCUUUGGGCCACGGAAUUCCUGAAAAAGAACAGCGCUGUGGAGCGUUUCUUCCAUGUCGAUCGAACGCCGACCAAUGUGCUCUGCGCGACGCUGUUCACGCUGUCGUCGGACAACAGGCUCGUGGAGGAGAUGAAAGACGUGAGGGAUGUACCUGUCUGGACUGAUAACUGAAUAGAUGUAUCGUGGGUGGGUCGGGGGCGCGUAGCGCAUUGGUGUGUAGGGCAGUCUGAAGUCAUUACGUCGCUUCGCAGUCCACUUAAUUGAACCAGACCAGAA